Chelmon rostratus (copperband butterflyfish) is the source of this 1339-nucleotide messenger RNA. RefSeq names its product mitotic spindle organizing protein 2B (gene mzt2b). The transcript has 4 exons. Gene Ontology annotation, cellular component: spindle; centrosome. Bases 74 to 556 code for a protein of 160 amino acids. The record is from RefSeq and is a predicted model, not a curated record. NCBI's taxonomy places the organism in Eukaryota, Metazoa, Chordata, Actinopteri, Chaetodontiformes, Chaetodontidae.
CGCCUCAAACUGUUGUGGUUAACGAUACUCUAGACGUCUCUCAUCACAGCUAGCUUGACGGUAUCCACCCCUAAUGUCUCAACAACCGCAGCAGACGGUGCCCUCCGCCCCAGACUCCCCUGCGCUGGUGGUCACCAGUAACGUGCAGAAAUAUGCCAUCAAGAAGAAGAAGGUCCUGAGUGCUGAAGAAACGGAGCUGUUUGAGCUGACCCAGGCUGCGGGGAUCACUGUGGACCAGGAGGUCUUCAAGAUCAUAGUGGACCUGUUAAAGAUGAAUGUGGCUCCUCAAGCAGUCUUCCAGACUCUGAAGGCAAUGUGUGCAGGCCAGAGGGUGGCUGAGAGCGGCGGCGAGUCUUCAGCUGCCUCCCACACCACUAGCAUCACCACAGCACCUACAGAGGCCAGAGCAGUGCGCAGCAAAGCUGCAGCGAGCCACAGCGACAGGAGCCGAGAGGCGUCCAGCCAGCGAGUGCAGCGGCAGCCCAGCGCCACCAGAGGGCAGAAGACCAAGAGCUCCGGCAGCAGCAGUUCCUCCUCGCAGAUAAACUCCACAUAAGACUCAGGUCAAUAUGAGAGCAUUUGUAAAUAUGUUGUUUUCUUUAUAGUUAAUUUAUCUGUCGGUUAAACGAAAAUUAAACAAAAUAACAUGUUUUCUUACUGAUGGAAUUUUGGUUUUCUGAAGAUGACUGUUGCCUCUCCCUCAGUGAAUGCUACUUACAGCACUGAAAACAUACAUUUUAUUUAUAGAGUCAGUUACAAAGUUCUUUACAUGAUUGAAUCGAGAUUAAAACAAAUAUGCUGUCAUACAAUUUGAGGACCUAUUCAGCCCCAUUUUUAAACGUGUGCUUGUUUCAAUUGUGACCAAUUGGCACCAUUAAACGCAUGCUGAAUUUGCUGUUAGCAGUGAGCCCAUUGAUAUAUAGAUAACUCUCACUGGAUUACUUAGAUACUGAGCAAGACUGAAAAACGUGAUGUUUCUCAGGCAAGUUCUGGACUUAUGAAGAGUUUUUCUCUGUUUCGGAUAAUUGGCACACCCCACUGUGAACUUUCACAGAUAUGUGAAAACCUUGCAAAAUAAAAUUAAAGCUACCGGCAUGACGAGAUAGAUGUCGCUGAUGUAAGGAAACAUGCAUACUUGUUGUUUUAUAAUUUGGGUAAACAUCCUGUCAGAGUGUGGCUUCACUCUCGUGCUGGCAAACGUUACUGUAAGCGAGCAAAGCCUUUUAUUUGGUUGCCAUGUAACUUUAAAGAGAAGAACAAAAAAAAUAGAUUUUUUUACCGAAAAAUGAAAAUGUCUGUAUUCAAUGUGCCACUUUUUAUACAAUGAUUCAUCCUGAAU